GGGAAUUCUGUAAUAGUCGGCUUGAUGGGAUAUAAACCGAGGCUGGGAAGGCUUUGUAUAUGAAGAACUGUAAAGGGGAAAAUACUUCAUGGACUAAAUCAUAAAGAAGAAGAUUUGGAUCUUCCCAGAGCUUGGAACUCUUAAACACCCACCAUGGAUGACUUUGAACGCCGCAGAGAGCUCAGGAGGCAAAAGCGUGAGGAAAUGCGCCUGGAAGCAGAGAGGCUGUCCUACCAGAGGAACGAUGAUGAUGAUGAAGAAGCUGCCAGGGAACGGCGCCGGCGGGCUCGGCAGGAGAGGCUGAGGCAAAAGGAGGAAGGAGAUCUCUCAGGAGAAGCAACAGACAAAUCUGAGGUCAAUGCCCAGAACAGUGUGGCAGGAGAGGAAAGCAAGCGCUCCACAGAUGAUGAAGCUGCAUUGCUGGAGAGGCUGGCAAGGCGGGAGGAGAGGCGCCAGAAACGCCUGCAGGAGGCCCUGGAACGCCAGAAGGAAUUGGACCCCACGAUCACAGAUGGGAGCUUGUCAGUGCCCAGCAGGAGAGAAGUAAACAACGUGGAAGAGAAUGAGACCACGGGGAAAGAGGAAAAGGCUGAAACACGCCGAGGACGCUGUGAGAUUGAGGAGACAGAAACAGUUACCAAGUCGUACCAAAGGAACAACUGGAGGCAAGAUGGGGAAGAAGAGGGGAAAAAAGAAGAAAAAGACAAGGAGGAGGAGAAACCAAAGGAGGAAACCAUAGAGGAAAAUCAGGUAGAUGUGACAGCAGAAAAAUCCACUGAUAAAGAAGAGGGAGUAACUGUAAAUGCAGAGGAACACAAAGCAGAGAAUGAUACAAAUGCUGUGCCAGAAGGGACGCAAAGUGUAACUGAUGCUGUAGAUAAAGAGAAGCUCAGGGAUGAGGAAAAGGCUGAGGAAGAAAGGAAGGAAGCAGAAGAAAGGGAGAGGUUAAAAGCAGAGGAAGAAAAGAGGGCAGCUGAGGAAAAACAGAGAGCAGAGGAAGAAAAGAGGGCGGCUGAGGAGAGGGCUAAGGCAGAAGAGGAGAAGAGGGCAGCUGAGGAAAGAGAGAGGGCUAAAGCUGAAGAGGAGAGGAGGGCAGCUGAGGAAAGAGAGAGGGCUAAAGCUGAAGAGGAGAGGAGGGCAGCUGAGGAAAAACAGAAAGCAGAGGAGGAAAGGAGGGCAGCUGAGGAGAGGGCAAAGGCAGAAGAGGAAAAGAGGGCAGCUGAGGAAAAGGCUAAGCUAGAAGCAGAGAAAUUAAAGGAAAAACAAAAGAUGGAAGAACAGAAAAUAGAAGAUGAAAAACGUCAAGCAGCUGUCUCAAAAAAACAGGAUGACAAAGGUAAAGCCCCCAAAGAAGAAAUGAAAAGUGUCUGGGAUCGCAAGAAGGGCGUUCCUGAUCAGAAGGCGCAGAACGGGGAGCGUGAGCCCCCUGCCUCCAAACUGAAACGUACUGAGAAUGCUUUUGGGCGCUCCGGCGUGAAGGGCGCGGAGGAGGAGGCGAAGCCGGGCGUGGAGGCGCUGAAGAGGUUGGAGGAUCAGCGGCGCCGCCGGGGCGAGAGUGAGAGUGAGGAGCUGGAAAAGCUGAAGGAAAAGCAGCAGGAGGCAGCGGCAGAGCUGGACGAGCUGAAGAAAAGGCGGGAGGAGCGCCGGAAAAUCCUGGAGGAAGAGGAGCAGAAGAAGAAGCAGGAGGAGGCUGAGAGGAAAAUCAGAGAGGAGGAGGAAAAGAGGAGGAUGAAGGAAGAAAUCGAAAGAAGAAGGGCUGAAGCUGCUGAGAAACGCCAAAAGAUGCCAGAAGAGGGUGUGUCGGAAGACAAGAAGCCAUUUAAAUGUCUCAGUCCUAAAGGUUCAUCUCUCAAGAUAGAGGAGCGAACAGAAUUUUUGAACAAAUCUGCUCAAAAGAGUGGAAUGAAGCCCACCCAGACAACAGCAGUUGUCUCAAAGAUUGACAGUAGACUUGAGCAAUACACUAGUGCAAUUGGGGGCACAAAGGCUUCAAGACCUAAAGCUUCCGACCUGCACGUUCCGGCCGAGGGCGUCCGUAAUAUCAAGAGCAUGUGGGAGAAAGGGAAUGUUUUCUCAUCACCUUCUGGGACAGGAACACCAAAUAAGGAAACUGCUGGGCUGAAGGUUGGUGUCUCCAGUCGUAUCAACGAGUGGUUGACCAAGACCCCAGAGGGCAACAAAUCCCCUGCUCCAAAACCUUCUGAUUUAAGACCAGGAGAUGUGUCUGGCAAACGUAAUCUCUGGGAGAAGCAGUCAGUGGAGAAGCCAGGUGCUGCUUCUAAGGUAUCAGCUACAGGGAAAAAAUCAGAGACUAAUGGUUUGAGACAAUUUGAGAAAGAACCCUAGAAGGCCACUAAAGACGCUGGACCAAUCAGUUUGGGGGAAAAAAAAAAGGAAAAAGUGCUAAAUUGUUCUUUUUAUAUUUAUGUUUAUUUACCAAAAUGUCUUUUUUUUGCAUUAUCCCAGUUAAAACCAUGUAUAUUAGCACUGUAUUUAAUAAUCAGUCUAGACAUUCAUCAGAAUAGUACUGCCUUUGCACAAGAGCCUUUAUUCCUAAAGAAACCCAUGCUGUGAAAUAUAUAGACUCUCCUACUGAAAGUCAUAAAUAUGUAUCUGAACAGUGAUUUCAGCUGGCAUUAGAGGUCAACCCAAAACACAUGUAAAGUGAAGUUGCUUGGGAAAGGUGUGCAGUAAACCUAUAAAACCAGUGGUUACUUUUGUAAUACAGAAGUCUUUUUCUUUCUGCACUUUAGACUAAGGCAUGGAAGAAAUAUCUUUAGUUGACAAUGUAAUAUUUUCUGUAAGUUGCCCAUGUCAUGAGAAAUACUGCAUCAAUAACGUGUUUUAAUUUUUUUUUGUUUUAUACUUUUUUUUAAGUAUCAAUUUUUUCCAUUCUAGUUUAAGUUAAUACCUAAAUUUGGAUGAUUAUGUUAGCUGACAGCGGUACUGAUAUUUCUUUUUGUUGUUAGUGACUAGUAAUUGAAUGCAAUCUAGAAUAUAUAUACACACAUAGCUUUACAAAGUUUAGCCUAAAGGCACUACUAAUGGUAGAAUGCUUUAAUAUGUGCUAGAGUAUUAUAUUUAGCAAUAAACAUACAUAAUUAGCCAAUAUCACAGCUUAAAAAAAAUAAAGACAAAAUCACACACUUUUCUAAUAGUAAGAUUUCAUAAUUGUCAUUAGAGGUAUGGUGAGAUAAGUAUUAAAAAAAUUUAAAUGUCAGUUGCCCAGUAAUGGGUAAUUAAAAAGAAAGUAUAGUUUUUAAAAGAGGAAAAGGUAAGGGUAUAGAGGGUCAAAAAUAGGUCACUUGUAUAAAACAUUGUAGUUUAAUUUAUAUAAAACUACCAUAAUUAAAAAGAAAAAAAUGUAAACAGAGUUGGAGCUUGUUUCAAAUGACUGUACACUAAAUUGUGCCAUCCAUCAGUGCCCUACACCAGGUCCAGAGAAAAUGAAGUAAACCUCUAUCUUUGUGACGCUUCUUUUUACCUCUCUCCCCUGAAUAUCUUAUUUACAGAUGUUUUCAUUUGUAUAUAGCAAACACAUGGCUUUAGGACGUCAGCUUGGUUUGGAUUUACAUGCCCUACAGUUUAGCAUUUACAUCCUACAGUGUACGGGUGGCAUAAACUGAGCAACUCAAGCAGCCCCUGAGCAUGUUGUUAAGAGCUUUGUUGUGCACCAGAACCCCCAGGACCUCCCUCAUCACCACUUCCAUGUCUUACAGCAUCUGGCUUCUUCCUCAAGAAGUGUAAAUUUCUAUUUCAACCCAAAGCUGGGCUCCCCUGCUUGGCUGAAACAUCUUGUUUACAUCUAGGGAUGCACAAAGUUAUCUGUAGGGGGUGAAACUGUGCCUGACAUUGUCUGUGGGUUGUCGUGGUUUUUGUUUGGGGGUUUUGUAAACACUCCUCUGAGUCUUUCAAAUACAUCUGAUAGCUGCAAUAAAAACCAUUUGUUCAAACAA
Molecule: messenger RNA, 3956 nt
Organism: Agelaius phoeniceus (red-winged blackbird)
Lineage: Eukaryota; Metazoa; Chordata; Aves; Passeriformes; Icteridae
Source: RefSeq, a predicted model, not a curated record